Messenger RNA from Miscanthus lutarioriparius, 969 nucleotides. The record is from the annotation of a GenBank genome assembly. Lineage: Eukaryota; Viridiplantae; Streptophyta; Magnoliopsida; Poales; Poaceae.
AUGGCGUCGCUGUCCGUCUCCCUCCGUGCCUCCGCCUCCCCGGCUGCCGGCGGCGCCGCGGGGUCCCGCCACGCCGACCCCCCCAAGGUGUCGUGCGUGAGGAGCAAGAUCAGCUGCAGCUUCCCUGCAAUUGGAGCUUCUUCGUCACAUGCUAGAAGCGUUGAGCCAAUAAGAGCUACAGCCACACAAACUCCCACGGUCACCCCUCAAUCUUCCAGUGGGCAAAAGAUAAAGGUUGGCAUCAAUGGAUUUGGACGAAUUGGAGGACUGGUUCUACGAAUUGCAACUAGUAGAGAUGACAUUGAAGUUGUGUCUGUUAACGAUCCUUUCAUUGAUGCUAAGUACAUGGCUUAUAUGUUCAAGUACGAUUCAACGCACGGUCCAUUCAAAGGCUCCAUAAAGGUUGUCAAUGCGUCAACCUUGGAGAUUAAUGGGAAGCAAAUCUCAGUUACAAGCAAAAGAAGAUGCAAGUCCUUUGUACUUAAUGUCCACUGGGACAAGGCAACAGCUAUACACAUAGGUUGUAAAUUUGUAACCCAAGAGAUCCCUCAGACAUCUGUUGGUGUAGUUAUGGAGCUGAAUAUGUUGUUGAAUCGUCUGGACUUUUACAACAAUCGAGAAAGCAUCAGCACAUUUGAAGCCACCCAAAAGACUGUUGAUGGUCCUUCAAUGAAAGAUUGGAGGGGAGGACAUGGUCCUGGUCAAAACGUCAUCCCUAGCUUUACUGGUGCAGCAAAGGUUUAUCUCAACUCAAAGGAAGAGACUGGAAACUUCCUUUGUACGGAUUUCUUAUGUUCUAUCUCUUUGCUAUCUUCCAGGCUGUUGGGAAGGGCAGCAUCAGAGGGCGCACAAAAGGGCAUUUUAGGCUACACGGAUGAGGACGUUGUUUCAAAUGAUUUUGUCGGUGAUGCUAGCAACCGGGUCCUUGAUCUGAUCGGGCACAUGGCUCUUGUCAAUUCCAAGCACUGA